Ostreobium quekettii is the source of this 342-nucleotide messenger RNA. The record is from the annotation of a GenBank genome assembly. Lineage: Eukaryota; Viridiplantae; Chlorophyta; Ulvophyceae; Bryopsidales; Ostreobiaceae.
AUGGGUGGUGGCGAAAGCGGCGGCAACACAGCCGGCCAAGAUGCCGGAUGCCCAUUUCGGCAGUGCAGCACUGGCGAGGGGUUCUGGGAUGUGAUGAUGGCAUGGGGGCGUUGCGGCAGUGCUCUCAUUGGACAAUUUAUGCUGGACGCAGCGGCGGUCGGUUGGCGUCGAUUUGGAGGGUGUCCGUGCAGCGGCGCGGGGGUGUGGCCGAGUGGAUUCCUGUCGAUGGGGCGGCUGGGCCCGGCGGGUAUUGCCUGGCUCGCGGGUGUGCGCGCCGAACCAAGGACGGUGUGCCACACCCGACCAGGCCGUAAUUUUGACAUUUUGGCAUUUUGGAAAUGA